This is a messenger RNA of Exserohilum turcica Et28A, 1975 nucleotides long. RefSeq lists its product as uncharacterized. The record is from RefSeq and is a predicted model, not a curated record. Lineage: Eukaryota; Fungi; Ascomycota; Dothideomycetes; Pleosporales; Pleosporaceae. Bases 222 to 1835 code for a protein of 537 amino acids. Gene Ontology annotation, biological process: regulation of mitotic metaphase/anaphase transition; cellular response to glucose starvation. The transcript is spliced from 3 exons. Gene Ontology annotation, molecular function: protein serine/threonine phosphatase inhibitor activity.
CGCUCUCUCUCUCUCUGCUCUCUCCGCUCUCCACUCCUUCUGCUCAGCUUCAUUGUCGACUGACUCGUCCAUAGCUUGCUGUCGCAUGCUUGUCUGCGCUGCCUCAUUCCCUGAGCACAUGCACCGUUGACCCCACGGCAACAGGCCCCUCAACCCGAAGCAAACACGACGUGCUGCGGAGCCCCGCAUCGUGCAAUACGUACGCGGGCGUCGUCGCAGCAAUGGCAGGCCACAGCGAAGGCGCCGACCCCAAGAAUGCCUCUCUCAGCAGCUCCAUGUCGUCUGUAGGCCGCACGCCGCCGCCACCCGCGCUCAAGAUGGCGUCGAGCCCGAGCCCGCUGUCGUCGCACCGCUCCAGCUUCGUCGAGCACAUGCGAGGCGCCCCCACAUCCCCGCGCGCCUCACGCCAGCCCUCCCUGACGCAGCAGGCCCUGCAAGAUCUGCUCAACAACCCGCCCACCAAGGGCGCCGACUCGACGUUCCACGGCCGCGACUGGAAGACGAUCCAGCUGCGCGAGAUUGUCGACCCGGACCUGGUCAGGUUCGUUGAGUACGACACGAGCGUCGAGGAUGCUACGAGCAUUCUCGUCAAGAGCGGCGCCCCCAACGUGGUCCUCUUGCGCGAACACGCCAAUACCCGCCACGCAGUCGGCACCUUUGACUACAGCGACCUGAACGCCUACCUCCUCCUCGUCGUCGGCCUGGCACACCCCGAAGAGAGAGACAUUGCCUCGUUUGACGAGCUCGCGAGAAAAGGAAGAGAGGGCAAGCCCAUUCCCCUCAAGGAUGUCAAGGAUAUCGGCGGCAACAAGGAGCCGCUGAUUACGCUGGAUGAGACGACGGAUCUGUCCAAGGCGAUCGAGGUGUUUGGCAGUGGCGUACACAGAGUUCUUGUUGCCGAGCAGGGCACGUCCAACACGGUCGGCAUUCUCACGCAGCUGCGACUAGUCCGCUUCUUCUGGGAGAACCGCUCGAGCUUCCCGGCCGUCAACCAGCUCUACCCCCAGCUGAUCAAGGACUUGAAUCUCGGCUCAAAGACGGUGCUGGCUAUCAAUGGAGAUAAGCCCUUGGCAGCGGCUCUCGAGCUCAUGAACAACGAGGGCAUCUCGUCCCUGCCCGUUCUCGAUGCCCAAAACAAUGUCAUUGGCAACAUAUCGCACGUGGAUGUUCGGCUCCUCACCAAAUCUACGUCGCUGCCCCUGCUUCGUUCUUCGUGUAUCCACUUCAUAUCUGUUAUCUUAUCUGAGCGGGGAGUAAACGACGGAAAGGAUUCAUUCCCUGUAUUCCAUGUAAAUCCCUACAGCACGCUUGCACACACGGUGGCCAAGCUAGUAGCUACCCGCUCCCACCGCAUGUGGGUCGUCGACGCGCCAUCGCCUGCCUCGUCGGGGCCUUCGACUCCAGCAAUAACACCAGCCAUUGUUGUCCCGCCUUCGCCCACGACGCCACUACCCGGCAUGGCUGGUCCAACGCCCGUCAACUCUACCGCGCCCACGCAUCUCGCGGCUACGGGAGCUGUUGCGCCCGCCAUUUCGGCAUCGGCCAUUUCGGCCAUGCCCGGGGCUAGUCUCUCGGGCAGACUAAGUGGGGUCAUUAGUCUUACGGAUAUCCUUAAUCUAUUCGCUCGAGCAAGCGGACUCAACCCCCAUGAUCCAGACGAAGCCCGACAGGCGCGCCGCCGCUCCAGCUCGAGCAGCAUGCGCAAAAGCAUGGAUAGCGCGCGCAGUGAAAGCAUAUCGGCCAUUGCAGGUAGACGCAGCAGUGUGAGCGAACGCGAGAAGAACAACGGGUCUGCGCCUCAGGGUCUGGGUAUUUCGAGGGGUCGUGGUCCGUGAGCAGUCUUGAACGUAGACUUGUGUGUGUGUGUGUGUGUUUGUGGUUUUGGGAGAGAAGAGCAUAUUAUUACUCUUGUUUUCUUUUUUGGUCUGAGGGCGUUUAUGAAUACACUUUAGAAGCAAGCGUGAUCAAGGGCGGG